UUCAGAGGAAUUAAACAAAUCUCUGUCUCUUCCAGUGUGAGCAGUGAAAUGGCUGAAGGUGGAGUUUUACUGGAUCAGGACCAGUUCCGAUGUCAAAUAUGUCUGGAUCUAUUGAAGGAUCCUGUCACUAUUCACUGUGGACACAGUUACUGUAUGGGUUGUAUUAAGGGCUGCUGGGAUAAGGAUGAUCAUAUUGGUGUUUACAGCUGUCCCCAGUGCAGACAGACCUUCACCUUAAGGCCUGUUCUGGGCAGAAACACCAUGUUGGCUGAAGUGGUGGAGAAACUGAAGAAGACAGGACUCCAAGCUGCUCCUCCUGCUCACAGUUACGCUGGAACUGGAGAUGUGGUGUGUGAUAUCUGUACUGGGAGAAAGCGCAAAGCUGUCAAGUCCUGUCUGGUGUGUCUGGCAUCUUACUGUGAAACUCACCUGAAACUUCAUGAUGAACUCCAUUCAAUAAAGAAACAUAAGUUGAUUGAUGCAUUUGGAAACCUGCAGGAGAAGAUCUGCUCUCAUCAUGACAAACUGCUGGAGAUUUACUGUCGUACCGAUCAACAGUGUAUCUGUUAUCUGUGUGUGAUCGAUGAACACAGUGGCCAUAAAACAGUCUCAGCUGCAGCAGAAAGGACUGAGAAACAGAAACAGCUGGGGGUGACAAAGAGUAAGUUCCAGCAGAGAAUCCAGGAGAGAGAGAAGGAGCUGCAGGAUCUGAGACAGGCUGUGCAGUCACUCAGGUGCUCUGCACAGACAGCAGUGGAGGACAGUGACAGGAUCUUUACUGAGCUGAUCCGCUCCAUUGAGAAAAGGCUCUCUGAGGUGAAAGAGCUGAUCAGAGAUCAGGAGAAGGCUGAAGUGAGUCGGGCUGAAGGACUCCUGGAGCGACUGGAGCAGGAGAUUGCUGAGCUGAGGAGGAGAGAGGCUGAGCUGGAGCAGCUUUCACACACAGAGGAUCACAUCCAUUUCCUCCAGAGCUGUCAGUCCCUCUGUGCCCCUCCUGGACCUGGAGACUUUCCCAGCAUCACUGUUAGUCCAAUUGUCUCUUUUGAGGCUGUGAGGAAAUCUGUCUCUGAACUGAAAGAACGACUGGAGGGUGUUUUCAAGGUGGAAUUAGUCAAAAUCUCUCAAACAGUGCCCACUGACCCCCCCGCGGGAGAGAGAGAUGCAGAGUGUGUGACAGUGUGGGAGAAGAAGCCCAAGCCUGAGGAGCAGGAGAGAGCCACACUCCUUCAGCUGCCCCCCACCUCCUCCUGCAGGGAGGAAAGGGACCGGGGAGAGGAUGACGAGCCGGAGCACAGAAAAGAGCAGGAAGCCCUGCAGAAGAGGAUGGGAGAGAGCGAUGUUGCCAAUCACGUUGUCUCCAGCAGGAGAGACACCCCAGCAGUAGAGGAACAGGUCACGCCCCAACCCAAUUCCUCCACUGAAGCUACUUCCCUCACCGCCCCUACUGCCCAGGGUAGCGUCCCGAUUGCCCGGACCUCGGAACAGGGCCCCGAGCCUGGAGCCGGUUCUACGAGCCAAGAGCCUCCUGCUCCAUUUGUUUUUGGCAGUACUGACAGCCUGGGGAGAUUCUCAUUCGCAGACCUAGCUAAGAACAACAGCGAUUCGAUUUUUCUGAAGCAAGGGGCAACGGUGUUUGGUGGGGCUCCAGGGACCCAGAAUGGAGGUGAUAAGGAGGACAUUGGUGAUAGAGAAGUCACUGACGUUCACUUUAGGCCUCUCCCCUCACUGCCAGAGGUGGAGGCCAAGUCUGGAGAGGAAGACGAGGAGGUCCUGUUUAAAGAGCGGGCCAAGUUGUACCGGUGGGACUGUAAAUUCAACCAGUGGAAAGAGCGUGGGGUGGGGGACAUCAAGAUCCUCCACCACCCACAAAAGAGGUUCCACCGCCUGGUGAUGAGACGGGACCGGGUGCUCAACGUCUGCGCCAACCACAUCAUCACCCAGGGCAUGGAAAUCAAGCCCAUGAACACCUCCCCCAAUGCCCUGGUCUGGACUGCCACAGACUACGCAGAGGGCAGCGGAAAGAUCGAGCAGCUGGCUGCAAAGUUCAAGACUGCAGAACUGGCAGAAAACUUCAGGAAGAAGUUUGAGGAGUGCAUGAACCUCCUGCCCCAGCGAUCUCGGGUCCCGGAGCAUUCCCGGAUGGGGAACCCCGUGGUGUUCUUCUGCAUCACUGCCGACGGAGAGCCUCUGGGAAGGAUCACCAUGGAGCUCUUCUCCCACAUCGUGCCCAAGACUGCCGACAACUUCCGUGCCCUGUGCACUGGGGAGCUGGGAUUCGGCUACCGCGACUCCAUUUUCCACCGCAUCAUCCCGGACGCUAUGUGUCAGGGUGGAGACAUUACCAAGCAGGACGGGACCGGAGGAAAGUCAAUCUUCGGGGAGAAGUUUGAGGAUGAGAACUUUGACGUGAAGCACACAGGCCCGGGCCUGCUCUCCAUGGCGAACCGCGGCCGUGACACCAACAACUCCCAGUUCUUCAUCACCCUGAAGAAAGCGGAGCACCUCGAUUUCAAGCACGUGGUCUUUGGCUUCGUCAAAGACGGCAUGGAUGUUGUUAAAAAGAUGGGAGAACUCGGCUCAAAAACCGGCAGACCGAGUAAGAAGAUAGUCCUCACUGACUGUGGGCAGCUGAAGUAGUCUCCUCAAAUAAAUGCUGGACUCGCAUUCACACUGGUACUCACACUGGUAUUCACACUGGUACUGGUACUCACACUGUUUUCGUAUUAGCUGCUGCUUAUACAUUAUAAAUGUCAGGUCAAGAUACGAUUGCACUGAUUAAAUAAUUAAGAGCAGAAAGUAACAUAACAAUAGCAUUUUCCUGUCAGAAUUUACACGCCUUUUAUUCUUUACAUUUUUUAAUCUCCCAAUGCAAAGUCGAGUUCCACAGAACAUCAGCUAUCUACUCUCCAAAGUAAGAUUGUUGUUUUGGUAAGCUCUUAUCAAAAUAACUAUAUGCUUGGUGCUUACUCACCCACUUAUAAAUGUCAGCGGACAUUCCAGGCCAGAAAAAGAUUUCAUCUCUUUGUUGAUUGAAAUUGGUAAGCUAAGCAAUUCUAAAACAAUCUGCAUUGAUUCACGUAGCCUAAAAGGGAACGCUGUUGCCUGAAUAAUAUUUGCUCCCGGGCAGGGGAUCGAACCGGCAACCCUCCGACUGCCAGACGACUGCUCUUACUGCCUGAGCCAUGUUGCCACUCUGCAUAUAACCACAGUUGACGCAAAAAAGGAGGUUUAGUUAAAAUUGCUAGCCUAAUUAAAAUGAAUGAACGUAAUUAACAUUCUUAGUAGUUUCAUUAACAUUAAAGGUGCCCUGUGAGGCUAAAGGAGCAAUGCUUAAUGCCUAUGAAUUGGUGGCGGAGGCUUUCCGUCAAUAUUGGACAAGUAAACACACGCAUAUGGAACUCCCUAGAGACGUGCUUUUCCCAUUGUUCCUGGUGGUGUAUGGCUUCUAAUGUUAUGAACUUUUCUGAUUUGUGUGAGCAAUUUAAGAAUUCUGUCUCUGAGUCCACUGAAGCUGCUGCUUGAACUGAGGAUUAUGACAGUCGGGGCAAUGAUAGGCAGAAAAAGCCAUUUUCUCCUCCAUGACUGGGAAAGGAUGAUGUUGUUCCUGCUGUGAGGUCGGUUCUGAGGACAAACAUAAAAUAUGACCCUUCAUAAUUUGUCAGAUAGAAAGAUAGAGUAAUAAUCUAGACAUGUCGCACAAUGAUUUAUUUGUACAUACAACCAUUUGCAUCAAACACAUUUCCCAUGAAUCCCCCUAAAAAAACCUCCUCUACAAUCCCUUUCUUUGGCCUGAUGAUAGCCAAAACUAUUCUCCUCC
Molecule: messenger RNA, 3817 nt
Organism: Conger conger (European conger)
Lineage: Eukaryota; Metazoa; Chordata; Actinopteri; Anguilliformes; Congridae
Product: E3 SUMO-protein ligase RanBP2-like
Exons: 11
Coding region: 49-2637 (862 amino acids)
Biological process (GO): intracellular transport; protein peptidyl-prolyl isomerization
Molecular function (GO): peptidyl-prolyl cis-trans isomerase activity; zinc ion binding
Source: RefSeq, a predicted model, not a curated record